AUGGCGCCUGCUCUACUUCUGCCCAAUGAGAAUGGGCGAUCGAGUCCAACAUAUUCCUCCGAUGGUGGCUUCUCUUCACUGCAUACGUCUGAGCCCACAGCCCAAUAUCGGGGGUACGACCACGUCACCUGGUGGGUAGGCAAUGCCAAGCAAGUCGCUGCAUACUACAUCACUCGCAUGGGCUUCCAACUCGUUGCUCACAAGGGUUUGGAGACUGGCUCUCGCUACAUCGCCAGCCAUGUAGUGGAGAACGAUGGCGUCCGAUUCGUUUUCACAUCACCAAUCCGCUCGUCGAGUCGCAACUGCUUACAUGAAGUACCCGAGAAGGAGCAGAGGCUUCUCAAUGAGAUACACGAUCAUCUCGACCAACAUGGUGAUGGAGUCAAGGACGUUGCUUUUGAAGUCGACGAUGCCGAAGCCAUCUACGAGUCGGCCAUUCGUCGAGGAGCCAUAGGAGUUCGUGCUCCCGUGCGCGAAUCAUGUCCCGAGGAUGGUGAAGUCAUCACCGCAUGCAUCAAGACUUAUGGUGACACCACUCACACUUUCGUACAAAGAACAACAUACACUGGAGCAUUCCUACCGGGCUACCGGACUCCUCAACGUAAAGGGGAAAUACAGAAGGUGGACCCAAUCAAUCUCCUCUUGCCGCCUGUGCAGCUCUCCGCGAUCGAUCAUUGUGUUGGUAAUCAAGAUUGGGACCAACUAGAAGCGACAUGCGCCUAUUACGAGCAAUGUCUCGGCUUCACUCGCUUCUGGAGCGUCGAUGACAAAGAUAUCUGCACCGACUUUUCUGCUCUAAAGUCCGUCGUGAUGAGCUCCACCGACGGGAAUCGCGUCGUCAAGAUGCCCAUCAACGAACCCGCCCUCGGCAAACGCAAAAGCCAGAUCGAAGAAUUCGUCGACUACUACAACGGGCCCGGCGUGCAACACAUUGCGCUACGGACGGACGAUAUCCUCGCAGCGGUGACGGCACUGCGCGCCCGUGGUGUCGACUUUAUCAACGUUCCAGACACGUAUUACAUCGCCCUGCGCCAACGUCUCAAAGAUGCCGGCAUGCAUCUGGAAGAGUCCCUGGAGACGAUCCAGCGUCUGAACAUCCUUGUCGACUUUGACGCGGGCGGAUAUCUGCUGCAAUUAUUCACCAGACCGUUGAUGGACCGGCCGACUGUCUUCUUAGAGAUCAUUCAAAGAAAUAAUUUCGAAGGAUUUGGAGCGGGCAAUUUCAAGAGUCUGUUUGAGGCGAUCGAGCGAGAGCAGGAGAUGCGCGGGAACUUAUGA
Dissoconium aciculare CBS 342.82 is the source of this 1278-nucleotide messenger RNA. Its product is annotated as 4-hydroxyphenylpyruvate dioxygenase. The record is from RefSeq and is a predicted model, not a curated record. Gene Ontology annotation, molecular function: 4-hydroxyphenylpyruvate dioxygenase activity. Gene Ontology annotation, biological process: L-tyrosine catabolic process. Bases 1 to 1278 code for a protein of 425 amino acids. The transcript has a single exon. NCBI's taxonomy places the organism in Eukaryota, Fungi, Ascomycota, Dothideomycetes, Mycosphaerellales, Dissoconiaceae.